This is a messenger RNA of Gossypium arboreum, 534 nucleotides long. RefSeq lists its product as uncharacterized. The record is from RefSeq and is a predicted model, not a curated record. Lineage: Eukaryota; Viridiplantae; Streptophyta; Magnoliopsida; Malvales; Malvaceae. Bases 118 to 456 code for a protein of 112 amino acids. The transcript has 4 exons.
GAUUAUAUCAAGAAGGCAUUAGGUAAAAGAUGGAGAGACAAUAAAAGCACUUUAAAGAAACAAUAUUUUAAGAAAGACAUAAGCCUCGAGGAAAAAUUGAGAAAUGUCCCGCCGGGAAUGCUGAGGUAUCAACGGGAAGUUGCGGUUAGAUUUUGGAAUUCAAAGAAAGGAGAGGACCGUGAGCGAGUUGGAACAAGUAGCAGGCAAAAACAAAAAUUCAUGCACACGUCAGAGUCGAGAAGUUUUGCUUCUGUAGCUGAGGCCGAGUCAAAUUCGGACAAAAAGUUGGACGCCUUCAGCUUUUUAAGAUUAUGCAUAGGAAGUUUUGAGAUUACGCAUAGGAAGAAAGAUGGAUCUCCUGUAACAUCCGAAGCUGAAGAAAUUAUGGAGAAACUAAAGGAGAAGAAGGCGGAAUAUGAAGCGAUUGCUUCGAGUGAUAGUUCUUUUAAAUUUUGAGAACAUUGAUAAUAGAAUUAUCACUGAAGUUUUGGGUCCUCAAAGGUACGGUCGGGUUUGAUUUCAAGGAUCUAGUGU